Molecule: messenger RNA, 1233 nt
Organism: Clavispora lusitaniae ATCC 42720
Lineage: Eukaryota; Fungi; Ascomycota; Pichiomycetes; Serinales; Metschnikowiaceae
Source: RefSeq, a predicted model, not a curated record
AUGGCGCUACCGAGCCCAAAUGCCUCCAGUGAUACAGUGGAUUGUAAUGGUGCUAGCCCUCUUCUUUCUCCAAACACCACGUUCGGGUGUACCGCUGAUUCUAGUCUGUUUAUCACAUAUCCCAGUCGCAUGCCUGAUCAAUCCACGCUGGGAGAAGUACACCAAGAAGCUACGGACAUGAAGGCGACCGAAAAUCAACUGCUCAAAGCUGACCACGAUAUUCCCUUUCGAAAUGAUGCGUCAUUAGCAUAUACCUUCCCAAAGCAUUCAUUUUCGAGCGUAGAAGACAAAGAUCAGUCUGCUAUUGACGCCGAAGAAGAAGAGAGCACAAAGUCAACACGAGAAGAAGAUAUAAUCAUAAGCGAAGAUAUUCACCCUAAUAAGAAAAUACCCGGAGAGCUGGAAGUUCUAAACGAUACAUCGAGCGAAGUCUUAAACAUAAGGUCCACCGACAUCUCCAAUGACAUAUCAAGCCAACCAACUAAGGGCAAAGGUAACGGCGCCAUAAGUGUCGCUAGAAAUUUUUUGAGUGAACCAAAUCAGAACAAACUUUCUAUCAGAUCGUCAACCACACCGGAAUCUGAUCGUCAAGAAACGGCACCUAUUGGUGAUGCUCAGGAGUCCAUUAAAUCUUCAUUGAUAUCAGAAGAACACUCCUUUUCGAGUAAUCCCAGCUUGAGCUCAAAUGUGGUCCCUAGUGAGAGUGUACCCCGAGAAAAACAACAUGAAGAUUAUGAAGCACAAGCAUACCACCAGAAGUCAAAGAUCUCUAGUCCUGAAAACAAAGAACAAUUCAGUGCAUUUUUCAAAUCUGAAACUUCAUUCCCCAGCUUACCAUCUUCACCAUUAGGAAAACUGCGAUAUGCCAGCUCUCCAGCAAAUAGUUUUUCCAGUCAUAGCGACGAAACAAAUUUUCAAGACUCAUCACUUUUCAAUAAUACGCGGGAACAAUUUGACCUUGAUAUUGAUAUCGAUAAUCGAAAGUUUAGCGGAGAGACAAAAGUGUCUCCCUGGAGGAAAAUUCAACCACGGAUUCUCGGAAAUGUGAACGGUUUCUCCUCCAGAAGAAUAGCAACACAGAGCACAAUUGCGGAAACUUCUUCAAACCACAGAAUUGAAGACCUUUCAAAGCAGUUGACUGACUGCAAAAUUCAACUAAAAUUGUACGAAAAAUUCUUGCAAGAUUUGAUUGAUACAGAUAAGGUUGACAUUGAUCAUGUUGCAAGUCUCAAG